Electrophorus electricus (electric eel) is the source of this 2217-nucleotide messenger RNA. The record is from RefSeq and is a predicted model, not a curated record. Lineage: Eukaryota; Metazoa; Chordata; Actinopteri; Gymnotiformes; Gymnotidae.
AAGAGCGCAAGCAGAACUGACGAAGGUAGCUUAGUUUGGCUAACCUGGCUAAAUUUGGGAAGUGCUAUACAUUGCCGUCUACAUUUUACCACCACAGAUAGAUAAUAAAUAUCAGUAAGUAUGGCAGCAUCAGGUAAAGCCAAAGAAAAAGAGCCCGUGGAUAUAGUUCACCAAAAUGCAAUUCAUGUGGAGACAAUAAUGAAAGAACAGAGGAGUCAGAAGCUGUACACCAAGUUCAGCAUCAAUCCUUUCAAAAAAUUGCAUGUUUUGACUGAUAAACCCAUGGCAAGGAAAACACAUGAAGAGACAGAGGAGGACCCUGCUUUCCUAAAGACCAUUCAUGGAGCUCAUUUAGAACCAACAAAGAAGUACACUCACCCCAUGACUGAGGCUCAGGAAAUUGGCUGGAUCGCCACCCCUCUGAUUGUUUCAGAUCGCACAGACAGAAGACUGAACUUUCCACGCCAGAAUUCAGAAAUCACCAAAUACAUGGAUGCUGCUUGGCGUCUGAAAGAGCAGACUCAGAAUCUUGGGUGAAAGCCAUAUGACUGCAUCUGCUCUGGAACUGCCGUGCCUCUCCCUGGAGCCCUCAAACAUGAAGCGCUUAUAAAGAAGAACUUGUCAGAGAGUCUAUUAUUAAACCUUAUUACCAUAUGAUUAAGCAUGUGGAGUCAUGCAGUUUUCCAGGCAUGAAUGAUUGAAACUAUUUUUGUGGAAUAUUUUUGAGAAAACUCAGUAGACUGAAUUCAGGUUUUGAUCUUCCUUGAUAUAUUAACCAUUUAACAGUGAUAAUGUUAAGAAAUCAGAUCAUGUCGGAAUAACACCACAAAAAUUAUAAUAAGGAUAUGCCAAGAAAUGUUGAUUAAUUCUCAUACACAUUUACACAGUGCAGUACAGUAAGAUGCAUGACAUACUAAUAAGGUACAAUUUAUGGUUUUACGUAACAUGCUUUGUAAAUCUAUUAAAUUAACUAAUUUCUUUUUUAAGAAUAUUGUCUUUUCAGAAUAUGGAUGUGUACCGCCUGUGUAAUCUUUUUCUAUUUUAUUUUCAGCAUCUGGUGAAUAGUCACAUUUAAUGGAGAUAGAAUGCCUUUAGUAUUCAUUUUUUUAAAUCUUUGCGAAACAAAUUGUUUUUACAGAGUCCUCCAGUGUCAAAGGUGAGUCUAAAAGGUCAUUAUCUACAUCAAUUAUAAUGCACUAUGAUAGCCAGACUUUAAAAUCCAGAAAAAAUUUGGCAAGCAUUUGAGGUUUCACAGCCCAGCAGCUCAAUAAGCACUUACAGAUUUCAAUUUGGAAUUACAAUGUGCUAACCGCAUUGUUCAAAUACGCUUUUCCAAAACGCUUUCUUUGCCCACACCGCUCCUAAUGCUUAUUAGUCAACUAGGCAGUUGUGUGCACUUGUGGAGAGCUGAUCAAUGUCAGCUAGAGCCCCGCAGUUUUACUGUGGCCCUGGCCCGCAGAAGGGUGGCCGACUGUGUCUGCUACCGUUACCAGACCAUUAACUACCCAUGCAGAAAUGGAAGCUAGAACAUAUACCAGAAGUGGCAGGGUGUUUAUUCCAGGUGUUUUCAAUUUUCCACAAACUCAGGAGUGAUACCAGUGUUAAGUGGAAUUAAUUGCAUCGCAGGAUCCUCUCCACAGAUGUAGAAAGGAACCGAAGCAUGACAGCCCUCGCCAUAAGCUCAAAGCACUCAAAGCUAUCUUGGAUGUGUGUGAACAGGUGUUCAGGUGUUCAUCUUCAUGGCUUUUACAUCCAACUCCAACCACUCGCUUGGGCAGUCAAGAGUCCCAGACUGGACCAUGUUCUACAGGAUGUGGGAGUGCUGGCCACCAGCAAGGGCAGCAGUACUGCAAAAUACCAUUGCCGAGGCCAUCCUGGCUGAAAAUGUAAAAUGGCUGAAAAUGUAAAUGGAUCAUCCUACCCUGUGAAUGAAUGUCUGAUGAGCUUUAACCCAUGGGACAAUGCACAUGAAGCGGUUUCCUACACCGAGGACACCCUGAAGCAGUCCCCACAAAAGAAACUAGAGUCCCACAGCAGGUUGUUGCUGGUACAGGCUCUGGGUCUGUACCUUGAGUCAAGUGACCCAUGGUGGGACAGCUGAGGGCAGCAUGCAACACUGGAAAAAGUAGACCAACUUUUCAGACAUACACUGAGCUAGGGGUAACUCACUGGAUGCUGGUAUUUAUGAAGGGUGCGGCAUUGUUUUUGAAGGCACCA